GUACACACAGACCAGACCAGAGAGAGCACAAGAGAGAGAUUGACAUUAUGUUAUGUGAUGUUAUGUAAAUAUAGAAAACAAUAAAAUAAUGUGAUUACAAUAAUUUAUAAAUGCUAUCCGAGUAAAUUGUAUUUAAAUAAUAAAACAUUAUAAAUAUCCAGCGAAUCGUUUCUGGAGAUGUUUCGUCAUUUUAUCAAAGUGUUUGCGCCCUACAGAGACAAGUUGAGUCGUGCUGUUGGCGGCAACGGCACUGCAUUUGAGAAAAACUCAGUGUCGAAGGAGCAACAACUCACAGAAGUAUUGAAGAAGUCACUUCCAGGCAUUACCUACGUCAGUGUGCAGGAUAUAUCGGGGGGUUGCGGCGCCAUGUUUGAGAUUAGUAUAGAAGCCAAAGAGUUUGUUGGUCUGUCCACAGUGAAGCAACACAGACUAGUCACCAACACCUUGAAAACUGAAAUAGCAGAAAUGCACGGCAUUAGGAUCCACACUACACCAGCUCCUUCUGAUGACCACUGACUAAAUUACUUAUAUAAGUAGAUUAAGGCCUUUAGUUACCUAUCUUCCUAUGCUAUGCUAUUCAUAAUAAAUAAUUUGUUCUGUUGUUUUGUAAAUA
Maniola jurtina (meadow brown) is the source of this 613-nucleotide messenger RNA. Its product is annotated as bolA-like protein 3. The transcript has 3 exons. NCBI's taxonomy places the organism in Eukaryota, Metazoa, Arthropoda, Insecta, Lepidoptera, Nymphalidae. The record is from RefSeq and is a predicted model, not a curated record. Bases 178 to 516 code for a protein of 112 amino acids.